This is a messenger RNA of Sclerotinia sclerotiorum 1980 UF-70, 3516 nucleotides long. RefSeq lists its product as hypothetical. The transcript has 3 exons. Lineage: Eukaryota; Fungi; Ascomycota; Leotiomycetes; Helotiales; Sclerotiniaceae. The record is from RefSeq and is a predicted model, not a curated record. Gene Ontology annotation, cellular component: chromosome. The coding region runs from base 1 to 3516 and encodes 1171 amino acids. Gene Ontology annotation, biological process: mitotic sister chromatid cohesion. Gene Ontology annotation, molecular function: double-stranded DNA binding; ATP binding; cohesin loader activity.
AUGGGUCGGGAAGAGCGACAGGCUUUACUUCAUGAGGGCUCAGGAUCAGCGGUCAUGUCUGCAUAUGUUGAAAUUAUCUUCGAUAAUUCUGAUGGACGAUUUCCAACCGGCAAAAACGAGCUCUACCUUCGACGAACGAUCGGACUGAAGAAAGAUGAGUAUUCUUUGGAUAAGAAAAAUGCUACGAAAACCGAUGUUCUGAAUCUGCUAGAGACCGCAGGAUUUUCUAGGUCAAAUCCGUAUUACAUUGUGCCUCAAGGACGUGUUACAGCUCUUACAAAUAUGAAAGAUGGCGAAAGAUUAAACUUACUAAAAGAAGUAGCUGGAACGCAAGUCUAUGAGCAACGUCGUACUGAGUCCUUGAAGAUCAUGACAGAUACCAACAAUAAACGAGCCAAGAUUGAUGAGUUGUUGGAUUACAUUAAGGAACGUUUGGCGGAACUAGAGGAGGAGAAGGAAGAAUUGAGAGGUUACCAAGAAAAAGAUAAAGAUCGCCGAUGUCUACAAUACGCCUUCUUCCACCAGGAGCAGGUCGCAAUCGCCGAAAAGUUGGAGGAAAUUGAUGAGUUCAGACAAGGUGGUGGCAAUGGUGACGAGAACCGGGAUGCAUUCUUGGAGGGAGAAAAAGCCAUCGCUGAACUUGACGCCCAGAUAAAACAAUUGAAUCGACAAAUAGAGCUUCUUGGGGUAGACAAGCGACAAUUGGAGGAGGACAGACGAGACACCGCAAAGACGAGGGCCAAAAUUGAAUUACACGUCAAAACUUUGACCGUCAAUCAAUCGUCCACAGAACAAGCACGUGUGAGACAUCAGCAGGAAUUAAGUUCUGUUAAGAAGGAGAUAGCUUCAAAAGAAGCGGAACUUGCACAGUUACUUCCGGAUUUCGAGAGCCGUAAAGCUAGCGAAGGAGAAAUUAGACGAAGUCUCGAUGAAGCGGAAGCAGGCAGGAGCAGGCUAUACGCUAAACAAGCUCGCAGUAACCAGUACAAAACCAAGGCUGAACGUGACCAGUUUUUGAGAAAGGAAAUUGAGGAUCUCAACUCUUCGAUUGGAUCUCAGAAGGCAAAUCGAAUUGAUGGUGAUGAAGAGGUGAAGCAUGUGCAAUCUGAAAUUCGAAAUUUGGAAACAGAAAUAUCCGGCCUCCAGGAGCGAUUAGACGGAUGGAGUGGCAAUAGGAUAGCCUUGGCUGAAGAGGUCUCGACCGCCAAAGACGCCCUGGAAAAGUUGCAGGACGAGAGAAAACUGCUACGAAGAGAGGAUGAAAAGCUUCACUCCGUCAUAGAAGAUGCUCGCAAGGAAGUUAGUAUAGCUGAGUCGGAGUUGUCUAGAACUAUGGAUAGUGCUACGUCUCGUGGUUUAGCCACUGUCAGACGUCUCAAGCAACAGCAUAAGAUUCAAGGAGCAUACGGCACUCUAGCAGAACUCCUUGAAGUUGAAGAACUUUACCGAGUAGCAGUGGAACAAACGGCAGGCAGUAGCCUUUUUAACUACGUCGUCGAUAACGAAGAGACUGCAACGCAGCUUAUUAAUGCAUUAAAUGCUGAUAAGGGCGGAAGGGUUACAUUUGUACCUCUGAGCCAACUCAGAACGAAACCAGCCACCUUACCGAAUGCAUCCGACGCUAUACCAAUGUUAAGCAAGAUUCGGUACGACAAAAAGUAUCAGCCAGCCUUCGAGCAAGUAUUCGGUAAAACCAUUGUUUGCCCCAACCUCACAAUCGCUGCUCAGUAUGCAAGAAGUCAUGGGUGUAAUGCCAUUACUCCAGAUGGUGAUACGACUAACAAGAAAGGAGCUUUAACUGGUGGUUAUCUUAAUCCGAAGGAAUCAAGACUUCAAGCAGUCCGUGCGCUGAACAAGUGGAGGGACGAGUAUGAAACUUUAAGGGUGCGCCAGGACGAGAUUAGAAAGGAAUUGGAGCAAAAAGAUCAAGAAAUUACAGCCGCAUUUACAGAGGAACAAAAGGCUAGUCAGAAGAUGAACCAAUUUGUUGACAGCUUGGAUCCUCUGAAAUCAGGAUUGAGGUCAAGACAGUCGCAUCUCGAAAGGCAGAAGAUACAACUUGAAAAACUUCUCCAAAAUCAGGCAGAUGUUAUCAAAUUGUUGCAGGAACAUAAUCGAAAAAUCUCCGAUUAUGAGGCAGAAAUCGCUUCCGACUUUAAAAAGGCCUUAACUGCUAAUGAGGAACGACAACUCGAGCAACUCAAUGCUUCCGUCCAGGAUCUACAAAAACAAUGGAAUGAACAUAGCAGAAAUCGAAGAGAACUUGAGAGUCGCAAACAGUUGAUCGAGGUUGACCUCCGUGAAAAUCUUAGACUUAAGCUUGAUCAAUUGAACAAUCAAGAAAUGGAUCUUGCUUCUGGAAGUGGUACUGGUAACUUGAAGGAAUCUCAACGAGAAUUAAAGCGUAUCAUCAAGGCAUCCGCUGUUGUGGAGACAAAGCUUCAGGAAAACGAAAACUCAUUGGAAGAAGCUGAAUCAAACAUCAUCAAUCUUCAACAGGAGAAGAGUCAAAAAGAGGACGAACAACAGAAGAUUGCCGUAUUGAUUGAGAAGCACCAGAAGAAGAUGGAAAGGAGCAUUGCUCGAAAGGCCAUACUUACUACCAGUGCUUCAGAUUGCGCCAAAAAUAUUCGUGAUUUGGGUGUUUUGCCUGAUGAAGCAUUUGAAAAAUACAAGGAUUAUGACCCCAAAUCUAUUCAAUCGCGCCUCAAGAAGGUUCAGGAAGCUCUCAAGAAAUAUAAGCACGUGAAUAAGAAGGCUUUUGAACAGUACAAUCAAUUCACAACUCAGCGAGAUAGCUUGACCAAGCGUAGGAAGGAACUUGAUGAUUCUCAGGCAUCGAUUCAAGAACUCGUUGAGGUCCUCGAUCAACGUAAAGAUGAAGCCAUCGAGCGAACUUUCAAGCAAGUCUCCAAGGAAUUUGCCCAGAUUUUUGAACGUCUUGUCCCAGCUGGUCGUGGUCGGCUCGUCAUUCAACGUAAAGCGGAUCGACGUGCCAGAGAGGAAGAAGAUUCGGACGAGGAAGCACGUGAUAGUGUUGAGAAUUAUGUUGGAGUUGGAAUCAGUGUCAGCUUCAAUAGUAAACACGAUGAUCAGCAACGUAUUCAACAAUUAUCUGGUGGACAAAAGAGUCUGUGCGCCCUUGCCCUUGUCUUCGCAAUCCAACAAUGUGAUCCGGCUCCUUUCUACCUCUUCGAUGAAAUCGAUGCAAAUCUUGAUGCUCAAUACCGUACUGCUGUCGCCCAAAUGCUCAAGGAAAUCUCUGCCAAGCAAUCACAAGCUUUCCAAUCACAGGAUAAUUCAGAUGAGGAAUCCGACAAUGAUGAAGAUGAUGAGGGUGGUUCCAAGAAACAAAAAGUCAUGGGCGGCCAAUUCAUUUGCACAACUUUCAGACCGGAGAUGGUAUUGGUGGCUAAUAAAUGUUAUGGUGUCACUUUCCAUAAUAAGACGAGUAAUAUUGGUGUUGUUGGGAAGGAGGAUGCGUUAAGCUUCGUUGACGGAGAGGCUCCAAAAUAG